Molecule: messenger RNA, 1802 nt
Organism: Dimorphilus gyrociliatus
Lineage: Eukaryota; Metazoa; Annelida; Polychaeta; Dinophilidae
Source: the annotation of a GenBank genome assembly
CAAAGGCGUGCCGUAAUGGCGUCUUGGUUGUCCCUGAGUGCCUUAGUUAUUAGUCUUCCAUAGGCAGAAAAUGGCUCGUAAGCGUGGAUUGGAAAAAGAGCGUAAAUUUGAGAAAAUAAAGUAUACAUUUUCAAAAUCUGAUAGUUAUGAUGGUGACGAAGAUGAUCAAAUAACUAAUUUUGAAAAUUUAAUCGAGGAUAUCGAUAGAAAGUUUAGAUUUAGAAAAAAUGCUAAUAACAUUCCGAAAAAAGUGGCGCCCUGCGAACAGAGGAAAAGACAUUCUCAACUAUUACUAAAGGAUAAAGAGACUAAAAUGGAUCGAUUUACCAAGAAUUUUCGAGAUAGACCUACUGAACUCCCACCCCUUCCACCUCAUAAUGGAAGCCUAAAGGAGACUUGUUUCGAUAGGUCUAAACUACCACCACCUCCUCCCCCACCACCUCCUUGUCCUCCCAAUCCGUCUACUUCAGCUGUUUUUAACAGUCCGUCUCAACCACGACUAUCACAAGAGAUUGCUGUAUUUCAAAGGGAUUCAUUCUCAGAUGACGAAUUCGAAGAGGACGAGGUCGUUAUGUGUUUUGAUGAAGAGGAAGGAGAUUUAAAAGUUUUUGAAGAAUUCCCUGGAGAGGAUUACUCCAAGUACCUCGCAGACGAAGAGAUAUCGACAGAAAAUGAGAUCAAGGACAAAAAGAAAAAAAGAAAAAAGAAGAGGAGAUUAAAAUUAGGUAGUUUGGGUCAAAAGAAGAAGGUUAUUCCCCCACCCCCUUCAAAGGAAGAAAUUGAAAGAUGUCAUACCGAUUCAGAAGUUACAAGAACUCGAAGAUUUAAACAAAGAAUAACUCAACUAGUAGCCUGGUCCCUUACUGAUAAAAAACAAGAAGCUAGACACAAGUUAUCACUUCAAAAAUUUACUUUUGCCGAUAGUAAAGCUGGACAAACCGACGAUUCAGACGAUGAAAAUCGUCGACAUAGCGGAAAAUGGUGGCAUAAAGAGACUCUUGCGGCUGAAUCUCUAGAAAAUCACCCUGAGGUAUUACUAAAAGAGAGAAAAGAAAACGAGGUUCAAAGAAUUAGACCAAAAUUACCUGCUCCUCCUCCCCCUCCAAUGAGAGAUGUGGCGCAAAACAACUUUGAAUCGAAAAGGAGGCAUACCCUAUUAAACGAAGAACUAAAUCAUAUUCCACAAAAGAAUGCGAAAGAUACGCUUGUACGACGUUUAGUAAAGAAAUUUCGCAAAAGUUUACUGGAAAAGGAAGCGAAUUUAACAAUAAAUCCUCUAAAUAAUCUUUCACCAAGCGAAUAUGGUGAUAUUGCCUUAUAAACACAAUAUACGAUAUAUACUCUAAUAGAACAAGACAGAUUACAUUUAAUCGUUUGUAGUUUAUACAGCUGAGUGUAAUAUCUUGCUAUUUGCAGGAAUAUGUGAGACUAUGCCGAAAUACCAUUUGACUUUUGUUAACAUUUCAACAAUUUACAAUUUAACUUUUAUAUUAUAUUUUUGAUACUAUAAAGCGUUGUUGUGUUGGAGAAUGAGGAGGAAGAGGAGAAGAAGAGAAGCGGGAGGAAGAAGGAAACGAUAACGAAUAAAAGUUGGAGGAAGACAAGAAUCUCUUGUUUGAUUGUUUUUCUUUCACAUAAAGAAAGAAAGGGUUGCUCAACAAAAAAUCCACUAAUUAAAUUAUUUCUAUACGAAAGAGUUCCUGUAUUUUUCUUUUGUGUUUGUUUAUUUGAAGGUUUUUAAAUAGCAAUUUGUUAAACAUAUGAUUUAGAAUUAGAUAAAUGAAUUCUUGCUUUGAUCUUAA